CCAACCGGGGGCUUCUACAAACUCUGUCUAGGGGAAGUUGAUUCGUCUUCGCCGGCGGGCACCAUAACCACCAUGGCCGCCGCCGCCGCCACCUCCGCGGCCGCAGCCGUCUCCUCGUCGCGCUCGUCUGCCCUCCUCCAACCUAACCCGACACCAACCUCCGUUUCCUUCCCGCGGCGGCCGCUUCCCCCCGCCGCCACCCUCGCCCUCUCCGCCCCAUCCCAGUCCCAGCCGUCCGCGCGGGGCUCGGCGCUGGUGCCGGCGGCCAACCCCAAGUACCACAACGCGAAGGCGGACGCGGGCGACGAGGACGUGGGCGGGGAGGAGCUCCUGCGUCGGUUCACGUGGCAGGUGUCCCGCGCGGGCGUCAUGGAGGAGAUCAGGCGGCGGCGGAGGCAUGAGGACGCGCGGGACAAGCGCAAGCGCAAGGCACGGUCAGCGGCAUGGAGGUUCCGCCGGAGGCGCUUCAAGGGUCCAUAUCCAUUCGGUGCUGAGCAAGGGACGAAGGAGCAGGGCACCGAUGAUGAGGAGAAUGACAACUGGGAGCUCCCUGGAGGAGAGUUGCCAUCUUACAGAUAGAGUCUCGACACUUGAACUUGGGUCCUUUUUGGUUAGCUAGAGGAAAUGGAGUAGGUGUUAGUGUGUUACCGAAUCAUUUGUACCUGAUUAGUGACCACGGCCCGGUAGGCGACUGAUGUAAAGCCUUGUUCUGAAUGUUAUGUCUCAAGUGCAGAGCCUCUUGACUGUGCUGCAAAUACUUGAACCCUCUUGUGCUCUUUGUGUAUGGAUGUACUGGCUAGGGAAAGAGACCAAUGACUGGUGUGUUCCCAGAAGAAUUAUUACGUUGCUACUGUUUUCUUGUUGGGUAUAAAAGAAAGGAGGAAUUCUGAUGCAA
Setaria italica (foxtail millet) is the source of this 895-nucleotide messenger RNA. Its product is annotated as 30S ribosomal protein S21, chloroplastic. NCBI's taxonomy places the organism in Eukaryota, Viridiplantae, Streptophyta, Magnoliopsida, Poales, Poaceae. The record is from RefSeq and is a predicted model, not a curated record. Gene Ontology annotation, molecular function: structural constituent of ribosome. Gene Ontology annotation, cellular component: ribosome. Bases 73 to 579 code for a protein of 168 amino acids. Gene Ontology annotation, biological process: translation. The transcript is spliced from 2 exons.